This is a messenger RNA of Magnolia sinica, 2808 nucleotides long. Its product is annotated as protein TPX2. Gene Ontology annotation, molecular function: protein kinase activator activity; microtubule binding. NCBI's taxonomy places the organism in Eukaryota, Viridiplantae, Streptophyta, Magnoliopsida, Magnoliales, Magnoliaceae. Gene Ontology annotation, biological process: activation of protein kinase activity; mitotic spindle assembly; regulation of mitotic spindle organization. Bases 112 to 2574 code for a protein of 820 amino acids. Gene Ontology annotation, cellular component: nuclear microtubule; mitotic spindle. The record is from RefSeq and is a predicted model, not a curated record. The transcript is spliced from 21 exons.
ACACAGAUUUUUUUUCUUCCCGACUCUCUCUCUCUCUCUCUCUCUCUCUCUCUCUCUCUCUCUCUCUGCCGUUUCUUGCACAACGAUCUGAUCUCUUCUGAGAACAGAGAGAUGAUGGCCGUGGAUUCAUCCAAGGGAACGACAGGGGCCCUCGAUCAUGCGUUACAGAUCGAUGAGACAUAUGAAUUCUCCGCCCCUCGAUUCUUCGAUUUCAUCAAGGACGAGACUGAAGAGGAGAUGAAGAUGGCCGAACGAUGGUUCGACACGGCUCUCAGCCAUGCUCCAUCCCCUUUCAUGCCGAGAAUCAAGACAGGCCGAUCUGUGAAGCUCGAUGUGCUCUGUGAUUUCAGUGACGCAGAACAAAUUCACAAGGCAGCGGGAACGGACCCAGAAGCAACUACAUGCAGUAAUAUGAUGCAUGAUGCGAGUUCGGCGGCACCGGGACAGGAUACCAGGAAUCUUGCCGAGCAGGAAGAUUCUAAUAAGGAGGUCACACGAACGGAAGGAACCCAUCAUCAGAAGCAAGAUAAAGAUAUGAAGAGUCCCUUGAUUCAGAUUUCUGCUAAUGCAAAGCCUUGUGAAAGUAGUAAGAAUGCGCAGGAAAGCAUUUCGGCUGAAAAUCCUUCUUUCGUGGAGUCUGUAAAACCGAGUGAUGAAACCUCUUCAGCAAGACUGGCUACAAUUGUACAAGCGGCAGACACCGAAGCUUGCACGCCAAAAGCACAGAAGAUUUCUUCAAAAGGAGCACCAAGACCACCUCCCAGUUCAAAGAACCAGACCGCUAAGAAAAUAGCCAGCGCCAUUAGAAACCCAUCGGCUCUAAAGCCAAAAAAUCAGACACCGAGUUUGGGAGAUAAAAGCAUAAAACCAACCAGUGUGAGGAGGUGCCCCAGAAGUAUUGGUCCAAAGAAUACAGCGGGUGUAGAUUUUGCUCAGGAAAAUCAGGCAAUUAAGAGACAAAAGCUGGAAGGGGGUAGAUCCAGACAGAUACUUGAUGUCAAGAAUAGGAUUUUCCCCCACAAAUCCAAACCGGGUUUAAGCAACAACAACAGCUUAUCUGCAUCCAUUGUUAAAGGCAAAGAUGAAAAAAACGACGUCUCACGAAGAAAGGUUUAUGUUCGUGAACAGGUAGUCCCAUUCGUUUCGAUGGCGGAAAUGGUGAAGAAAUUCCAGUCAAGGCCAAGAGAGAUGGACCUGUCAUCUAACAGAUCUCUUUCACAUGAUGACGCUUCUUCAAUCAUCCAAAGGAGACAGAAACUUACGUUAACGCACCCCAUAGAACCGGAAUUCGAAACUGCAAACCGUGUACGGUCUUUCAAGGUGAAGAGCACCGCCGAGCUGGAGGAAGAGAUGCUGGCAAAUAUUCCGAAGUUCAAAGCUCGACCACUAAACAAGAAGAUCCUGGAAGCUCCUUCAUUGCCUGCACUGCCAAGGAGUACUCCCCAGCCACCUGAAUUUCAGGAGUUCCACUUAAAGACAAUGGAGAGAGCUAAUCAGCAUGCUGGAACUCCAUCAGAGUUAUCCUCUACAGAUUCUUCAUGCCAUAAUCAAGGCAAACUCCAUAAGCUUACAGAACCUAAGCCACCACGACUUGAAACAUUGCUACGGGCACGUCCACCAAAGAUUAAAACUUCUCAAGAACUGGAGUUGGAGGAACUUGAGAAGAUGCCUAAAUUCAAGGCUAGGCCACUCAACAAAAAGAUUUUUGAGAGCAGAGGAGACCUUGGAGUAUUUUGCAAUACGAAACGUCAACUGACCAUACCUCAGGAAUUUCAUUUUGCAACUGAUGAAAGGAUGCCACCACCACCAACAACAGUGGCUGAUCUUUUUGACAAGCUUUCGUUGCACUCAGAACCUCAUCAUCAUGAGCAGCAACAAAUCCCCAGAAUCACAACACCUAAUCCCUUCCAUCUCCACACAGAGGAGCGAGGACAGGAGAAAGAGAGGAAGUUCAUAGAAGAAAUAGUGAGAAAACAGUUGGAGGAGGAGAGGGCGAGGGUUCCGAAGGCUAAACCAUAUCCAUAUACCACCGACUACCCUGUGGUACCACCCAAACCAGAGCCAAAAGAAUGCACGAGACCGGAAGCUUUCCAAUUGGAGAGCUUGGUGAGGCAUGAAGAGGAGAUGCAGAGGAAAAUGGAAGAAAGAGAGAGGUUGGAGAAAGAGGAGGCACAAAUGAGAACCUUCAGAGCACAACCUGUCCUGAAAGAGGACCCACUUCCAGUUCCUGAGAAGGUGAGGAAACCACUCACACAGGUACAGGAGUUUGCACUCCACGUGGACCAUCGGGCUGUUGAUAGGGCAGAUUUCGAUAAAAAGAUAAAGGAGAAAGAAACAAUGUACAAGAGGUACAGAGAAGAGCAUGAAGCUGCACAAAAGAUGGAGGAAGAGAAGGCAGUAAAGCAGAUGAGGCGAACAAUGGUGCCCCAUGCACUACCCCUUCCCAGCUUCGCCAAUCCCUUCCUUCCACAGAAGUCAUGCAAGGAGACAACGAAGCCGAAGUCACCGAACCUGCGUGUGCUCCAAAGAAAGGAGAGAAGGCAUAUGGUCGGUGCUGGCCACCAUAUGAGAUGAUGAUGGGAGGCGACUGAUGGACAGCUAAAAACCUGUUCAAGAACGCUUGAACCCAGUGCAGUGUUAGUCAAUGUAUGAAAACACAUUUUCUGUUGUUUUUUAUCAUUUCCAUUGGCAGAUGUAAUAUCUCAACCAUUCUUUAUGUAUUUUAAUCUCAAGGAUUUGAACAAACCCGCGUAUAGACCAAGUCAUUUUUGUGGUUGCGUGUUUGGAUGCACAACCAAAAUUGUAGUU